AUGUCAUCUGAACAAACACCAUACACGGUAUUGAAAAUAUCAGCAAAAGAUGGUCCAUUAGCACAAAUAUGGCUUGCAGCAAACAUGGCAACCAUCCCCAAGGGUUCCAUCUUACAAACAAACAUCACUGAAUCUGCUAAAGAAAUUGCAAAAGUAUCAGGCUGCUCCUCCUCCAAAACAGACGUCGAGGACCAUCACAUAACGUUAAGAACAUCAGGGGAACUAUUACAAGGUAUAGUAAGGGUAUAUUCCAAGAAAGCUGGGUUCUUACUAAGUGACAUUAAAGAUACUUUGACAAAGAUUAGUUCUUUAUUCAAAUUGAAUCAAAGGAAUCAAUUUAAAAUUACUAUCAACAAUAAUUUGAAUACUAUCGCUAGAUUGGAUCAAUUGAUCUUAGAAGACGUCGUCACGGAGAGAGAUGUCCUUAUUACACCGGGAUUAGAAUUCUUGAAUGACGUGGACUCUACAAAUUUUCUACAUAAUAAUCAUGGGGUAAAUGGCGCCGCUUACGAUGAUUCUAUGAGUAGGAAAGUUACUGGUGCUGCUCCGUUGGGUAAUGGAAUGGAUCCUUGGGAUACAUCUUUGGAAGUUGGCAGAAGGUUUAACCCUGAUGAAGAUUUGGAAUUUCAACAUGUUUCUGGGUUGGAUUUGGAUUUAGAUCUCGAUUUCGAUUUGGAUGACGAUGGUAGUGGUAAUCAAAAUCAAAAAUCAAAAUCAUGGAAUGAAGGUACUCAUGAAAGUUCUUUAAACAAACAUCACAAUGUCAACAACAAUGAUGAUUUGGAUAUUAUUCAAACUGCUGCCAAUGAUGAAGAUAACAACUUACCAGAUAUGGAUUGGGAUUUAGGUAUUAAUGAAAAUGAUGAUCGUAAUAAUGCAGAUCAAUUAUUAUCUCCACAAAAUUCAGAACAUGGUUCAGAUGCAUCUGUUGAACUUGGUAGAAGAGCUGAUGGUACUUUGAAUGAUGAACCAACUACUGAUUUUGGUUUCGAAUUAGAUAUCGAAAAAGAAUCUCCAUCAUUAGAUGAUACUAACGAGCAAGAACAACAAGAACAAAGUAUUGAACAAAUUGAAAAACCAAAACAACCACGUAAAGCAAGAGACCCUGCAUUAAAUAAUACAGGUAAAAUUACAUUUGAUAAUGAUACUGAGAUUGAUUACAAAGAAAACAUGAAUAAUACAGGACUAAUCACUUUGAAUGAAGGCAACAAUCUUCAAAUAAUAGGAAACAGCUUAGAAAAAGAUAAAUUUUCACAAAAGAGACUUUGGUCUGAAAUGGCUACUCAUUUGAGUUAUUUACCAUCAACAAUUACUGACAAAUUACUAUCAUACCAAAACAUCAAGAAGCAAAGACUGCACUUCGUUGAUGAACAACACCAAUCACAACAGGAAGACCAAGAAGAAAAUGAAGAUAUGGUUGAACCACAAAUAAAUAUGUCUCUGGGCUUACAAGAUGACCUUAUUAAUGACACUGGUUCAGAAACUGAUAUACAACUACCUACACGAAGCGAUGAUAACUUUAUUGGACUACAAGAUGAUAUCCUGCCAAAUGACUACGUGCAAGACAAUGAUCUAGAAAACGAAGAUCACCGCUUACCAUUACAAUCACAAAAGAUACAAUUAACCACUGGUGAAGUGGUAUCGAGAGCAACUGUUGAUAUGGCAGAAUUGCUGAGAACACAAUAUGUGGAUUCUGAUGUAGUAAAUUUCAAAACCAUUUUAGAAGACUUCCAUAAUCAAAAAGCUGAUUAUAAUAAUGAUGAUAAUGGUGAUGAAAAUAAUGAUAUUGAACCUCGUAUAACAAAACGUGAAGCCAGUAAGGGAUUUUUCGAUAUUUUGUCAUUAGCUACGUCCGGUUGUAUUGAUUUAGAUCAAGAAGAGACAUUUGGAGAGAUUAAUAUGACAUCAAGGGCUCCAUUGUUUGAAAAAUUCAUCGUUUCAUAA
Molecule: messenger RNA, 1944 nt
Organism: Naumovozyma dairenensis CBS 421
Lineage: Eukaryota; Fungi; Ascomycota; Saccharomycetes; Saccharomycetales; Saccharomycetaceae
Gene: MCD1
Product: kleisin alpha
Exons: 1
Coding region: 1-1944 (647 amino acids)
Biological process (GO): replication-born double-strand break repair via sister chromatid exchange; mitotic sister chromatid cohesion; synaptonemal complex assembly
Cellular component (GO): cohesin complex; synaptonemal complex
Molecular function (GO): chromatin binding; protein binding
Source: RefSeq, a predicted model, not a curated record